Scophthalmus maximus (turbot) is the source of this 823-nucleotide messenger RNA. RefSeq names its product mitochondrial ribosomal protein L51 (gene mrpl51). Gene Ontology annotation, cellular component: mitochondrial large ribosomal subunit. Gene Ontology annotation, biological process: translation. The transcript is spliced from 4 exons. The coding region runs from base 191 to 586 and encodes 131 amino acids. Gene Ontology annotation, molecular function: structural constituent of ribosome. The record is from RefSeq and is a predicted model, not a curated record. NCBI's taxonomy places the organism in Eukaryota, Metazoa, Chordata, Actinopteri, Pleuronectiformes, Scophthalmidae.
GCGCGGUGCAUUGUGGGACACAGGAUAACAUGGAGGCGGCCGCUGGCAACAUGUCGAACCCUCACUAACAUUCAUUUUAAAGCGUUAAAUAUCUGCAUGAGGGUUUAAUCAAUGUCCCUGUGUUGAAAUAAAAAAGGGACUCGACUGGCGCAAGGUUGCUGACUGACGUGGAAACAGAAAAGAGUCGGAGAUGUCUGUGCUGGGAGGUUUGCUGAGAGCCGGCGCGUCCUUCUGUCAGUCUGCUGGGACGCUGCUGCAAACGGCGAGGACCAUUUCCACUGGUACAUGCUGCCGGAUCAGGAUGCAUGCCAUCCCUGAGCUGAAGAAGGUGGACAGAUGGACGGAGAAGAGGAGCAUGUUUGGAGUUUAUGAUAACAUAGGCAUAUUAGGAGAUUUUAAGGCUCAUCCCAAAGACCUUAUUCUGGCCCCCUGCUGGUUGAAGGCUUUCAAAGGUAAUGAACUGGAGCGUCUCAUUCGCAAAAAGAAGAUGGUGGGAGACAGAAUGAUGGCCGUGGACAGACACAACAUGGAGAAGAGGAUCCGCUUCCUCUACAGACACUUCAACCGCAUUGGAAAACAUCGCUAACAUGAAAAGAACCACACUGGCACAUAACAUCGGACCAGCCAAUAAGGACUGAUGGAGUCGAGCAGUGGGAUUUCAUGCUCUCACUGUGUGAUAUAUUUCCAUUUUCUAAGUUAUGUGAUUUCUUUUUUCAAUUAUUUGUCGAUUGACUUUGGCCCUGUCAACAAUGAUGAUGAUUAAAAGUUUCUUGACAAACACAAAAUGCCUGAAAAUACCUUAUAAAAAUGAAUUGGAAAAGAA